Rangifer tarandus platyrhynchus (Svalbard reindeer) is the source of this 390-nucleotide messenger RNA. The record is from the annotation of a GenBank genome assembly. Lineage: Eukaryota; Metazoa; Chordata; Mammalia; Artiodactyla; Cervidae.
AUGGGCUUCGGGAAAUCCUCCCCCUUCCUGGCUUUCAGCAUCUUGGUCCUGUGCCAGGCAGGCAGUCUCCAGGCGACACCACUCAGGUCAGCUUUGGAGACCCUCCCUGAUCCUGGGGCACUCAGUGAGAAGGAAGGGCGCCUCCUGCUGGCCGCACUGGUGAAGGCCUAUGUCCAGAGGAAGACCAACGAGCUGGAGCAGGAAGAGGAGCAGGAGACAGAGGACUCCAGCAUCACCGCUCAGAAGAGGUCCUGCAACACCGCCACCUGUGUGACCCAUCGGCUGGCAGGCUUGCUCAGCAGAUCUGGGGGCAUGGUGAAGAGCAACUUCGUGCCCACCAACGUGGGCUCCGAAGCCUUCGGCCGGCGCCGCAGGGACCUUCAGGACUGA